UAAGCAUUGGUUAGGUGUACUCUUUAUUAAUAUUAUGAAAAUUAUUCUUGUUAUUAAUUAAUCCAAGAGAAAACAAUAGUUUAGCAAAUAAACAAAAAUUUUUUUAAAUUACAUUAUAUUCGAAUUUUUUAAACAUGUUUACCAAUUUUGCUAAACGUAUUGUUUCAAAUCAAAAGACAAUUACAUCAAGUUUAAAUCGAAAUAUUACAAAAACAACAAGUGUACCGCAAAGUGAUGUUAUAUCGCGUACAAAUAAUGAACAGAAAAUUGAAGAUAAAAGCCAAAGAAAAUUGUUACAUUUAAAGAAAUAUCACAGGUUAUUAUCUACAUUACAAUCGACUGCAAUUCCACCAGUUGUUACAGGAAGUGUUGUAAGCAAACAAGAGAAAAGAGAAUUUAUGUCAGUAUUUCCUGAUAUUGUCAGGGACUUAACAAAUUCGGGCAAAUACAAAGAUAUUCCAGAUGUUUCAAAAUGGUUGGCAAAGGUAUUACAAUAUAAUGUUCCAAAUGGGAAAAAAAAUCGUGGAUUAGCGUUAGUGACUGCAUAUAAAUUAUUGGCCAAACCAGAAGAUUUUACAAAUGAAAAUCAUCGUCUAGCAAUCAUUUUGGGAUGGUGUGUUGAAAUGUUACAAGGCCACUUUUUGGUAGCUGACGAUAUUAUGGAUGAAUCAGAAAAACGUCGUGGUAUGCCUUGUUGGUAUAAGGUACCAAACGUUGGUAUUAAUGCAAUCAAUGACAGCAUACUUCUUUAUAACUGCAUAUUUUUGAUAUUGAAGAAAUAUUUCCAAGAUAAACCCUGUUACGUUGAUCUUGUAAAUCUUUUCCAUGAGACUGCAUUCAAAACAGGAUUAGGACAAUCUUUGGACAUGCUUACAUGCAGGGACAAACCAUCUUUAGAUUUAUUUACUAUGGAUCGAUAUGAUGCUAUUACUAGAUACAAGACUGCUUAUUAUUCUUUUGAAUUACCCGUUGCUUUGGCAAUGUACUUGGCUGGUAUUAAUGAUCCAGAAAUGCAUCGACAAGCAUCCACAAUUAUGUUGGAAAUGGGACAAUUCUUCCAGAUCCAGGAUGAUUUCCUCGACUGUUUUGGCGAUGUUGAUGUAACUGGUAAAACUAGCAACGAUAAUGAUAUUCGUGAAGGAAAAUGUACGUGGUUAGCAGUAGUAGCACUUCAACGAGCAUCACCCGAGCAACGUAAAAUAUUAGAGACUUGUUAUGGAUCAAACGAUCCAAAUGAUGCAGCCACUGUACGAGAAUUAUAUGAAAAAUUAAACAUACCACAUAUUUAUGCAGUUUACGAGGAAGAAAGUUAUAAUUUAAUUCGUACACAUAUUCAACAAAUAUCGAGAGGAUUACGACACGAAUUAUUCUUCAAAUUUUUGGAUAAAAUUUAUCGGCGAGACCAUUAAAUCUUUUAUUCGAAUAUCAAUAUUGAAUAUAUUUUCAUAUUCAGAACUGAAUGUUAAAAAUUUUAUUGUAUUAACCAGAUAUAUAAUUUAGUUUAAUCAAGGACGGAUUUAAAGAAAGAAGUUUCAUCUAUUUUUAAAUUUCCUUACAACUCUAAUGCUUCAUCAAAAUACAAUAAUGGAUUAGAAUUUUUAGUUAAAAUGAAAAACUUUUUAAUUCCAAGACGGCUCUAACUAUUAAAUUAAUAAUAUUCCCAGGUAACAGCUAGACCGAACGCAUAUUAAACCCGUUGAUUGACGCAAGUAAUCGGGGUCUUAAUUUAAAAUUAUGCCGCAGUUCUAUCGCUACCGCGUUCAUGUGAACAAUAAUGCAUCCAAUUUUUGCAAUGUUUAUCGAAUCUUUAUCAAAUUAAAAAAUCAGUUACAACAUUGUCAGUUCUGCUAGGUUUCUCUGGAAUUUAUUAGAUGAACUAUAGUACGAACGCAUUCAUUUCAUUCCGUGUACAAACAGUCGCUGUUAUAUUCAUUUUCAGCUUAUCACCUCACUGCGUCACACAUUACGUGCAGCUUUAAAAUAUGUUUUAUGACUUUAAAUUAAAAGAUAAGUUUUUUCUGUAAAAGAUAACCUUUUAUUGAUAUUACCAGCAUGAUACCC
Molecule: messenger RNA, 2061 nt
Organism: Chrysoperla carnea
Lineage: Eukaryota; Metazoa; Arthropoda; Insecta; Neuroptera; Chrysopidae
Gene: Fpps
Product: farnesyl pyrophosphate synthase
Exons: 6
Coding region: 135-1409 (424 amino acids)
Biological process (GO): trans, trans-farnesyl diphosphate biosynthetic process
Cellular component (GO): cytoplasm
Molecular function (GO): dimethylallyltranstransferase activity; (2E,6E)-farnesyl diphosphate synthase activity
Source: RefSeq, a predicted model, not a curated record